Molecule: messenger RNA, 927 nt
Organism: Baudoinia panamericana UAMH 10762
Lineage: Eukaryota; Fungi; Ascomycota; Dothideomycetes; Mycosphaerellales; Teratosphaeriaceae
Exons: 3
Coding region: 1-927 (308 amino acids)
Source: RefSeq, a predicted model, not a curated record
AUGGCUGUCUCGUUUUUCUGCAACCCAGCGUUUCACGGCUCGAGAAAGAUUGUAUCACAGUUGUCCGUGCCUUUCCUCUGCUUGCUGGGGCUGUGGCUGGUCUAUCGUCGCCUACAUGAGCUUGGCCUACCGUCAUACCGCAUCACAUAUACCUCGCUCGAGAUCAAUCUUCCUAAGACACCGUCUGCCAAACAGCUCCCGGGUCCUCUUGCGGAUACUGUGGUCAUCGGCAAGUUGAGCUCUCAAGAUACGACCUGGACCAAAGAGCUUGCGCCGAAAUGGCAAGCAGCAGUCUAUACAGUCAAUGAUACGUCUGCGCCUCUGCACACAGCUUACAACAAAGGCAGAGAAGCCAACGCGUACCUCACAUACAUCAUCGACGCGUACCAUGACCUGCCCGAAACGAUAGCCUUUGUCCACAGUCACCGCCAAGGCUAUCCGGCCGCCUGGCACACCGAAGGCCUCAACCACGACAUCGUGAAGACUUUAACUUACCUCAACACCACCCAUGUGCAAGCCGAAGGCUACGUCAACCUUCGCUGUCUUCACGAUCCAGGCUGCUCGCGAGACGGGCGCAUCGAACCGUUUCGGCAUGUCGGAGAACCCCAGCCUAUGGAGCGCGAUAGUCUAGCAGAGGUCGCAUGGCUCGAAGCGUGGCGUGGCUUGUUCCCAGGACAACCAAUACCCUUCGAGAUCGCAGCUCCGUGUUGCGCACAGUUUGCUGUUAGUCGGGAUGAAGUCCGCAAGCGGCCCCUAGCGGACUACGAGCGCUUUCACCGCUGGUUGAUGCAUACCACGCUAUCUGACGACAUUAGCGGCAGGAUAAUGGAAUAUGCUUGGCAUAUCAUCUUCGGCCGGGACUUAGUACACUGUCCUCCCCCCCAACGGUGCUUCGACCUUUUGUACGGCAGCAAACUAUAUCACUGA